AUGGAUGAUGAAUAUAAAGAUUUCCAACAAAUAGCUAUUGAUAAGCUUAUAGAUCCAUUAGAUCAGUUAUCAGUAGAACAGACAGAAAAUUCACAAGAUGGUGAAGAAUUGAAAUCAUUUACUGAAGAAUUUUUAAAAAAUUUUGAAACAUUCAUGAACGAGCCAUCAUUCUUCACUUUAAUUGACUUAAAUGAUAAAAUUCGAUCAAAUCAAGGCUAUCAGUAUGCAAAUAUCUUUAAAAAAGAUUACAUUCAAAAUGUAAUUUCAUUAUUUUCGCCUACAAUGUCAAAUGAUGACGCCAAUGCACUACUUGACAACUUUAUUUUACUUUUAGAAAUGAAAAAUUCACCAUUUGUUAUUAGAUUCAGCGAUAAUGGAAUUAUUGCAGUUCUUCAACAAAUGUGGGAUAUAUUUAAAGACAAACAACCGCAAAUACUCGACUGCUUUUCAUUUUUGAUCAGCCAGACCCAUUCUGAAUACGCAGAUGAAAUUCUUCAUUUUAUUUUUAAAACUACUAUUUCAAACAUCAUAAAAGCGAAAGACAUUGCUAUGACACAUGCAUCUAUGACAUUUAUUCUCUCAAUGGUCAAAAAUUUGUCACUUACAGAAAAACAAAAAGAAAAAAUUAAAAAUGCAACUUUGGCUGCACUAAAUUACGAUGACAGAUCGGUGUUAUUAAGUCUGUGGUGUAUUAGCUAUUUUUUGACGAAUUAUAUCCAAGAUUUUAAAUUAUUAGGUGGAACAACACUUGCUUUCAGUAUUUUAACACUUAUUCCACAUGAAGAUGAUAAUAUUACCUUAAUAUCUCUUGAAAUUUUCAGAAAAUUACUUGGAAGACCAGAUACUCAUUUUUAUACAUUUCCUUAUCCACAAGUCUUUGAAAAAUUGAUAGAUCUGACCAACCAUAUUUCAGAACAGGUCACAAUUAAAGCUUUUACUGCAAUUAAUGCAGCAAUCAAGCACUAUCCCGGAGCUCCUGAACAUUUUCUUAUGUUGGGAAUCAUGGAUCAUCUUUCUGAAUACAUGGAGACAGCAACUUCUUCAAUUAAAGAAAUUUCAUUUGUAAUAUUUUCACAACUCUUGAAUUUCACCAUUCCAGAAGCAUCUAGAGACAUGUUAUUAGAUCCUAGGCUCGAAAUGUUCACAGAUUUUGUUUUUGAUACAGGUGGAAGAAGGUUUGUGUUAUUUGUCAACGCACUAUUAACUGCAUUGCAUAAAUGCGAUUCUGCUUCAAUUGGAACUGAGCCAAGAGAAAGAAUCGCGCAAAUGAACAUUGUUCAGAAUAUUGAUGAAAUUUACAACAGUUUAAGCGAUGAAGGUUCGAAACUAGCUGAUUUAUUCUUAAGUGAGUUUGAGACAAAUGAAUAA
This is a messenger RNA of Trichomonas vaginalis G3, 1368 nucleotides long. RefSeq names its product armadillo (ARM) repeat-containing protein family. Bases 1 to 1368 code for a protein of 455 amino acids. Lineage: Eukaryota; Parabasalia; Trichomonadida; Trichomonadidae. The record is from RefSeq and is a predicted model, not a curated record. The transcript has a single exon.